UUUGAUGACGUCAGAAGGACCCACUUCCGCCCGCCGAGGCUGCUAACAUGGCGAGCGGCUAGCUAAAAGUCCUCGCGUCUACUUCAUCAUGGAUGCUUUUGCUCUCUCUUUCUUCCCAAAGGCACAACACUGAAGUGACCCUCGACAACUACAUUUGUGACAGGAGGGUGUUUAUCCGCUACGUAUUUCAUCUUUAGAAGGUAAAAGGAGCACAAGGUGAUCAUGGGGCGACGUUCAACCUCCUCCACCAAGAGUGGAAAGUUCAUGAAUCCCACGGAUCAGGCCAGAAAAGAAGCCAGGAAAAGGGAGUUAAAAAAGAAUAAAAAGCAAAGGAUGAUGGUGAGAGCCGCUGUUCUCAAGAUGAAAGACCCCAGGCAGAUCAUCCGAGACAUGGAGAAAUUGGAUGAAAUGGAGUUCAACCCGGUCCAGCAGCCCUUGCUGAAUGAGAAGGUGCUGAGGGACAAGAGGAAGAAACUACGUGAGACCUUUGAACGUAUUGUCCGCCUGUAUGAGAGAGAGAAUCCUGAGACCUACAAGGAUCUGCGCAAGCUGGAACUGGACUACGAGUCGAAGCGGGGUCAGCUGGCGCUCUAUUUUGAUUCAGUCAAGAAUGCAGAAUCUGUUGAGGUGGACAGUAUUCCCUUACCCGAUAUGCCUCAUGCACCCUCCAACAUCCACAUCCAGGACAUCCCUUUACCAGGGGCUCAGCCGCCCUCAAUACUGAAGAAAGGUUCCGCUUUUGGGAAAGGACCUCUAUCUGGCCCGUACAUGCCAAUACUGCCACCUGUGCCACGUUUACCUCCCGGGAAGAAACCACCUGGACCGCCACCCGGCCCCCCGCCACCACAGAUCUUGGCACUGUAUGGCAUUCCUUCACAUCGGCCUUAUGGCACAGAAAUGGAACCCUCAAUUCCCGGUUUGGACAAGGUGUCGACCGAGCAAGACAGCGGCAGCGAGAGCGACCGGGACGAAAUGGACGACGACGACAGCGAGUCUGAGGAGGACAGCGAUGAGGAGCGGGAUGCCGACGGUGACCCACGGAAGGGAGGUGACAGGCACGAUGAGAAAGAUGAGGACAGAGGUGAAAGGGGGAGCCGCAGUGUGCGUUUCGCUGACAUGCCCUCAGAUGGAAAGCAAAAGAAAAAGAGGCUGGUGAAGAAGACCAAGGUCAUCACACCUCUGCAGGCCAUGAUGUUAAAGAUGGCAGGUCAGUCCAUCCCUGAGGAUGACGAAGAAGAAGAGGUGGAGGAAGAGUGCACGGAUGAAUCUGAGGAUUCGGACGAUGAAGACAAGGGCCCACCAGGUGAUCCGCUUGUUGCCAGUGGGCCAGCCAAAAAGCAAGGUCCACCACCCUUGCAAGGUCCCCCGAUGACAGGGCCUCCACCUAUGGGUCCUCCACCUGCUCCGCCAAUGAGGCCUCCAGGUCCACCAUCCGGUCCGCCUCCAGGCCCUCCGCCAGGAGCUCCUCCGUUCUUGAGGCCUCCGGUUAUACCUGGCAUGAGGGGCCCGAUACCUCGUCUUCUGCCCCCUGGACCUCCACCAGGUCGUCCGCCUGGUCCACCGCCCGGUCCCCCACCUGGCCUUCCACCAGGCCCCCCACCACGUGGACCCCCUCCCAGACUUCCGCCCCCAGGACCACCUGGUAUCCCUCCCCCUCCCCCGAGAGCAGGAGGACCCCCCCGUCCCAUGGCGCCGCCUCACACUCUCUUCCCACCCCCUCCCAGCGCCAACGUGCUGAGUGCCCCUCCCAGCAUAGUCCAGCGGCAGAAAGGGUCGAGCCAAGAUGGCUCCCAGAGCAGCAUGCCGCCUCCCUCCAUGCGCUCCAGUCACAUGCAGAUGCCCCCGCCCCCGGGCACCGCCGCCGCCAGCCACCUCCACGCGGCCACCAUCGAGAAAAGAGCCAACAUCACUUCCGUGGGGGGCGGCGUCGGGGCCACCAUCUCCGCCAAACCGCAGAUCACCAAUCCCAAAGCGGAGGUCACACGCUUCGUACCCACCGCCCUCAGAGUGCGCAGGGAUAGGAGCGGCCCCAUGCCGGGGCCAGCGCUGGGGCCCCUGGAGAAAGGGGGCCGGAGGGGCGACGACGGUCACGGCUUGAAACAGAUGUCCGCCGCCAAGGGCAUGUCUCACCCCGCUCAAAUCGGGGCUGUGGCCCCGCCCAGCAUGAAGACCAAGGACCAGGUGUAUGAAGCCUUCAUGAGGGAGAUGGAGGGUCUCCUCUGACUCAAACCAAGUUAGUGUUCUCCCCUCUUUUUGUCCCUAGAAGCCCAUUAAAUGCUCUCUUUUCAUCUGGAAUAUUGUCUUUAGUCAAACAUGUCCCUCGUCUCUUGCCAGUUCUGUCUCAAUAAUGUUUUUUUUAGCGCCGCACCUGUUUGACUUUUUUAUUUAACUGGCAAAUCAAGAAGUUUGUUGAAGAUGUAGCUAAUUAAACACUUAAAAGAAAUCA
Molecule: messenger RNA, 2446 nt
Organism: Nerophis ophidion (straightnose pipefish)
Lineage: Eukaryota; Metazoa; Chordata; Actinopteri; Syngnathiformes; Syngnathidae
Gene: wbp11
Product: WW domain-binding protein 11
Exons: 12
Coding region: 223-2223 (666 amino acids)
Biological process (GO): mRNA cis splicing, via spliceosome
Cellular component (GO): spliceosomal complex
Source: RefSeq, a predicted model, not a curated record